Messenger RNA from Wyeomyia smithii (pitcher-plant mosquito), 1077 nucleotides. RefSeq lists its product as uncharacterized. Gene Ontology annotation, molecular function: nucleic acid binding. Lineage: Eukaryota; Metazoa; Arthropoda; Insecta; Diptera; Culicidae. The transcript has a single exon. Gene Ontology annotation, biological process: DNA integration. The coding region runs from base 1 to 1077 and encodes 358 amino acids. The record is from RefSeq and is a predicted model, not a curated record.
AUGCGAGAAGAAUACUGGCCACUGCAAGGCCGCCGUUUGGCGCGAAGUAUUGUGCGUAACUGCUUUCGUUGUACACGCGUUAAACCUGUUCCUGUGCAACAGCAAAUAGGGCAAUUGCCAGUUCAUCGAGUCAUCCUCAGUAGACCAUUCAAUGUCACUGGUAUAGAUUAUGCAGGCCCCGUUUAUCUUAAACCCAUUCACAAACGAGCUCCCGCCGAAAAGGCUUACUUCUGCGUAUUCAUAUGUUUCGCUACUAAAGCGGUGCACAUAGAGCUGGCUAGCGAUUUAUCGACCCAAGCCUUUUUAAGCGCCUUUCGACGUUUCAUUGCCCGGCGGGGACGUCCAGCCCAUGUUCAUUCGGACAACGGCAAAAAUUUCGAGGGUGCGAAAAACGAAAUGGAAAAACUUUUUAAUAUGCUCAAGAAUCCACUCGAACAGGAAAUAAUACAUGCCGCUUGCAUCGCCGAAGGAAUUACCUGGCAUCUUACGCCACCAAAGGCCCCGCACUUCGGCGGGUUGUGGGAGGCGGUGGUCAAGGUGGCUAAAAAACAUUUGUUUCGUCAGCUCGGUGCAUCAAGAUUAUCAUUCGAAGACAUGAGCACAAUUUUAGCACAAAUUGAAUCCCAAAUGAACUCAAGACCUCUGCUGCCACUUUCGGAAGACCCCAACGAUCUAACUGCAUUAACACCGGCCCAUUUUCUCAUCGGUACCACAAUGAACGCCCUGCCCGACCCAGACCUACGCCAGGUUCCAAUGAAUCGUUUGGACCAUUAUCAGAAGCAGCAAGCGUACACUCAAAACUUUUGGGAACAUUGGAAGCGGGAAUACCUGCAGGAACUGCAGAUAGACACAAAAGGAUACAGCCGAAACGACGAAAUUCAACCCGGAAGAAUGGUAAUUGUUGUGGACGAACUACAAGCACCGAUCCGAUGGCCGCUCGCUCGCAUCGUCAGUGUUCACCCAGGAAAGGAUAACAUCACCCGUGUAAUUACACUGCGAACGGCAAAGGGAAUAAUCAAGCGUCCGACGGCAAAGAUCUGUUUGUUGCCGUACACCUCACCAGUAUCCGACGAGUAA